CUCAUUUGUUGUUAGUUGUUAGGAGUGUUUACAUAUCCUAAUAAAAAGCACGUGGAAGCGUAUUAAUAAAGGGAAGUUCAAAUUAAAUAAAAUUCCAUCGGUCUUUUUAAGGCACUCCUUUAAACUUUGUUUUGCUCCUUGUUGAUACUGCUCGGACACAGAGAGGAGGGGACAGAUGCUGCCUACAUCGGCUAAAAGCAACUUAGGUAACACACGUACAAGAGCGCUCUGCGGUUGCGAUCAUAGAACCACGUAUUUGAACUUCACUGGAGAUCCAGGAUCUCUGUUAUCGGAACGGCCAGAUUUGCACAGUGAUGGAAGAAUUUGAGAAUUACUCCUAUGAGUACUUGGAGUAUGGUGACUUUGAAGAAGUGGAACAAGGAUAUGUCCAGCGUGAAGCUUUGCACAUCAUUUCAGUGGUCAUCUACAGCAUCUCCUUUGUGCUGGGUCUCAUUGGAAACGGCAUUGUCAUCUGGGUGAUGGCAUUUAAAAGCAAGCGGACAGUGAACAGUGUGUGGCUGCAAAACCUGGCCAUGGCUGACUUUCUGUUCGUGCUCUUUUUGCCCUUCUCCAUCGAUUACGUGCUUCGGGACUUCCACUGGAAGUUUGGCCUGGCUAUGUGCAAAUUAAACUCCUUUGUGUCAAUGGUCAACAUGUAUGCCAGCGUGUUCUUUCUGACGGUGCUCAGUUUGGACCGCUACUUUUCACUGGUACACAUAAGCAGGGCUCAGAGGCUGCGCACUGUCCAAAGAGCCUGGGGAGUGUGCGGGGGUGUGUGGGGCUUGGCCGCUGCAAUCAGCUUCCCCGCCCUGAUAUUGCGCGACACCAUUCAGCUGCACAACAGGGUGGUGUGCUUCAACAACUUCUACGCCGAGGACAGGCACACGGCAGCCCUGCGGCACAUUGCCAUGGUGACGGUGCGCGCGCUGGUGGGGUUCCUUCUCCCCUUCUGCGCCAUCAGCGUAAGCAGUAUACUGCUAGCAGUCCAGGUGCACCGCUCAGACUCUGCACGUCUGUCCAGCUUCUCCAGGACCAUAUCAGCGCUCAUUUUGGCCUUCUUCUUAUGCUGGGCACCCUUUCACAUCUUCAGCCUUAUGGAACUGUCAAUGCACUCCACACUAUACCUACAUGUGGUGCUACAGACAGGGUUCCCUCUGGCCACCAGCCUAGCUUUUUUCAACAGCUGCAUCAACCCCUUGCUCUACGUGCUGCUGGGAAAGAAGGUCCGCCGUAUGCUCAAACGAUCGUGUCUGGACAUCACCAAAAGCUCGCUGCAGGAAAUCAGCCAGUCCAUCUCUGCCACGGAGUCCGUGUCAGCACCAGUCAGCUGCACUGCCGAGGAGCCCACUGCACUGUCCGCUGUAUGACUGAGCCCAGGUUCUGUGAACAACAUCACAUGGAUGUCUUCUCCUGUAAUCAGUACAUUUGACUUUCUUCUUCAAAAAACAUUUUGCUAUUUUGUU
Molecule: messenger RNA, 1463 nt
Organism: Megalops cyprinoides (Indo-Pacific tarpon)
Lineage: Eukaryota; Metazoa; Chordata; Actinopteri; Elopiformes; Megalopidae
Product: G-protein coupled receptor 1-like
Exons: 2
Coding region: 315-1367 (350 amino acids)
Biological process (GO): complement receptor mediated signaling pathway; positive regulation of cytosolic calcium ion concentration; phospholipase C-activating G protein-coupled receptor signaling pathway
Cellular component (GO): plasma membrane
Molecular function (GO): G protein-coupled receptor activity; complement receptor activity
Source: RefSeq, a predicted model, not a curated record